CAAUGGCGGAAAGCAUGGAAGUGACCACACCGAAAGACCGACGGUUCUACUCUAUACCGGAUACCGAGACACACGUAGAUUUGUCUGAGAGUACCAAGACUAACAGUUUGAUUAAGUACAUCUCACAAAAUAUAAUUGGCAACGACAAAGUGUUCAGUGGACCCUUUGGUCUCAGAAAAGUGACAUACCUGGAUUACACAGCUUCGGGAAGAGGAUUGAAAUUUAUUGAAGAUUACAUACAGAAUGAAGUGCUACCUGACUACGGAAAUACUCACACAACUACCAGUAUCACCUCUCUACAGACCACACUGUACAGACACGAAGCCAGAGAUGUUAUUCGGAAUGCUGUCCAUGCAAGUGAACAUGACUCUGUGAUCUUCUGCGGAAGUGGAACCACUGCAGCAGUCCACAAACUGAUCCAUGCCCUGAACCUAACAAAGCCUCCGGUUGUAUUGGUCAGUUCCUAUGAGCACCAUUCCACAAUUCUGCCUUGGAAGGAAGCGGGAGCUAAGGUAGUUAGAAUCAAGGAAGACCAACAUGGGUGUGUGUGCCUGACCGACCUAGAGGCAAAACUACAGCUAUGGCAGAACAGUGACCGACAGGUAAUAGGCUGUCUCAGCGCUGCCUCAAACAUCACCGGGAUGUUGGUCGAUGUGGAUACUAUCACGAUACGUCUCCAUCGUCAUGGUGCCCUGGCCUUCUGGGACUACGCUACAGCAGCGCCUUAUGUGAGGAUUGACAUGAACCCAGUCAAUACUAGCGACGACCAGCCGUAUAUCUAUAAAGAUGCUGUUUUUGUGUCUCCCCACAAGUUUGUAGGAGGGGUCUCUACACCAGGUAUUUUGGUGGCUAAAAAGAAGUUGUUCCAUAAUGUUGUACCUGAUAAGUGUGGAGGUGGAUCAGUGUUUUAUGUGAGGAGAGAUGGACAUCGGUACCUACAGGAGCCGGAGCUGAAGGAGGAGGGAGGAACGCCAGCUAUUGUGGAAUCAAUCAGAGCCGGACUAGUCUUCCAACUCAAGGAGGCCGUCAAUUCGGACACAAUUUUGAGUCUUGAACACCAAUUAUACAGGAAAGCCCACGAAGCGUGGAGUGACUGUGACAACCUGAUGAUCCUUGGUAACCCUGACAACCAGAACAGACUGGCCAUCUUCUCGUUCCUCAUACACCACCCCGAGGCUGGUCGCUUCCUACAUCACAACUACGUCACAGCUGUCCUAAACGACGUGUUUGGUAUUCAGGCCCGAGGAGGAUGUGCUUGUGCAGGGCCUUACGCCAUGGAUUUGAUGGGUUUGGAUGAGAAGACGGCAAUCGAGAUUGAAAACUUGCUGGCAGAAGACGGCAGAUUAGAUAGGACUCAUCUCAGGCGCUAUCGGGAGUAUUCACCUCGCGAAAUAAUAAGACCUGGGUUUGUCAGAAUCAACCUACCUUACUUUUUACAAGACAACACAGUCGAUUUUAUAAUUGAGGCAGUAAAACUGACCGCACAACACUGUUGGAAGCUGUUACCCCAGUACAUGUUCAACCCAGAAACUGGAGAAUGGCGACAGAAGAAUUUCCAGGUGUUCAAGGACAGAAAAUGGCUUGGUCAUAUUCGGUAUAACUCUGGGAAAAUGCAGUACCGGGUCCCUCCACCAGUCGUUAAGGGUCCAUUACCGACGGACUACCAAGACUGUCUACAGAAAGCCAGGGAUCUCUUCAGUCAAGCUGAGAAAACAAGGUACCAACUGGCCGAUCACAGACAGAUGUUUGAUGAGCAGUCCCAGAAGUACAGGUGGUUCCUACUUCCAAGUGAAGCGGCCAUGUGUCUCAAUGGCCAGUCAGCAGCCGUAACAGAAGACAACUUUAUUUUACCUUUUUGUCCUCCAGCUUUACGAGCACACGUAGGGUUACCCCCCUUUGUGGUUGGUGGACAUUCAGAGGACCAGGAAGGGGACGUCCGUCUUACUGAACAUACAGAGGAAUCGGCAGUCUGUCCACCCGGACAGCAGUGUCUUCUGGACAGGAAAACUGGCACCAACUUUAAAGAGGGCAUGAUCAAAGCUCUGAAUGAUGGCUUUCACUUGGGUAGGGAGAGUGGUGGGUCUGAUGGCGGUGGACAGGAAUUAGUGAUGAACCAUACAGACGUCACGACAGACAAAGCUCUUGAGAAAACAGACCAAGGGCUGGGUACUAAUGAAUUGUACUGUAAGGAAACAGAAUUAUGCUCAGCAGCAAAGCGGCGGAAAAAAGAACCAAGUUCUAGUGUGGAGGGAGAAACGUGUAAUUCUAGUCUAGUCAGUGUUGAAUCCAAUACCAUUAUAACUGAGGGGUCACAGGAGGAACAGAGGUCACAGGAGACAACAAGGUCACAGGAGACAACAAGGUCACAGGAGACAACAAGGUCACAGGAGCCAGCAAGGUCACAGGAGACAAGAAGGUCACAGGAGGAACAGAGGUCACAUGAGACAGCAAGGUCACAGGAGACAGCAAGGUCACAGGAGAAACAGCAGUCAAAGAAAAAGCAGAAAUCCAAAGAUGACAAUAGUAAAGUAACAAAGAUGAAGAAAAGUGGCUGGUUUUCUCCUCCCAAAGUGAUAUUUACACAAUUCCUAAAGGCGGUGACAGAGUUUGACAUGAUCCAGGAGGGUGAUAAGAUCCUGGUUUGUUUGUCUGGAGGCAAAGACUCGCUCAGUUUACUCCACACCAUCCAUCAGUACAAGUUCUACUGCAGGGGCAAGGGCUUGAGGUUUGAGUUUGGAGCUGUGACAGUUGACCCCCAGACACCGUCCUACGACCCACGACCUCUGAAGGCCUACCUCGCAAGUCUUGGUGUGCCAUACUUCUAUGAAACACAGUGUAUUAUGGAGUCCGCCCAGAACCUUGACUACGAGUGUGCGUCCAUCUGCAGCUUUUGUAGUCGUAUGAAGAGAGGUAGAAUCUACGCCUGUGCGCGUCGCGAGGGAUACAACGUCCUGGCGCUGGGUCAGCACCUUGACGAUCUGAGUGAAAGUUUCCUGAUGUCUGUAUUCCAUAACGGUCUGCUGCGUACAAUGAAGGCACAUUACACAGUGGAUGAGGGAGAUCUGCGAGUUAUCCGUCCUCUGGUAUAUGUCAGGGAGAAAGAACUCCGCAUGUUUGCUGAACAGAACAAGCUUCCAGUUAUAGCCGAGAAUUGUCCUGCCUGCUUUGAGUCACCCAAGGAGAGACACAGGACCAAACAGCUGUUGGCUGCCCAGGAAAUCUUACAUCCUCAUCUCUUUCACAGUCUCUUGUCUGCCCUCAAACCUCUGAUGGCCAUCAACAAAACCAAUGUCCAGAUCUCGGAAAUGUUAAAACCAGAUCCGUCAAGUCGGGACAACAUGGACAUUUGACAUUGAUGGAGGCAUAUUUUGAUAUUUUACAAUUAUCGAAAUAUGAAGACUGAAAGUUACAGAACUGUACAUUGUGUAUAUAUCAAACUUGAAUUGUGGAUCAUGUUCCAAAGUAGCAAAACGAGGGUACAGCUUCAGCAGAUA
Pecten maximus is the source of this 3494-nucleotide messenger RNA. RefSeq lists its product as uncharacterized. The record is from RefSeq and is a predicted model, not a curated record. NCBI's taxonomy places the organism in Eukaryota, Metazoa, Mollusca, Bivalvia, Pectinida, Pectinidae. The coding region runs from base 3 to 3350 and encodes 1115 amino acids. The transcript has 24 exons.